ACUCACGUACGCACAGACGACGCAGGAUGCUGGUGACGGUGGCGCUAGUGGCAGGCCUCCUGGGCGGCGCCCUGGCUCAGGACUCGGCCCCCGGAAGAAUAGCCUACAUGCAGCUAAUGUCCGGAUGUCUUGGUGAGGCACCCUACAGAGAGUACCUGGAGUCCGUCGCAGCCGCCCGGAGAGAGUGUGGGGGCGACGGCGGGUUCUUCCCGGGCCUCGCAAACGUGCUUCUCAGUCCCUCGUUGGCGGCUCAGUUCCCAGGAGUACAAGGACCGCCGUUCUCGCAGCCUGGCGUGGUGGUCGUCCAGCGGCCCGGAAUCUUCGGCCAGCUGCCGGGCUCACUCUCGCAGCAGUCGCGGGUGAUUCCUCAGCGACCGAAUCUGUUCUCCACGCAGCAGCCAGGAGUAUUUUCCACACAGCCAGGUAUAUUCACACAACACCCAGGAAGUUUCGGCCUCCAGUCACCAGGAUUCGUCACUCAGGGUCCAACUCGGCAACCUGGAAUAUUUUCCGAUGGGUCUGGAAUCUUCUCGGUGGUGAAUAGCCCGUCCUCAACAACACCAACUGCAGCCACCGACUCUCUGCCGCUCAUCCCAGUGCCUGUGGGGCCCAGUAGCCUCCGCGGCGUGCGGGCGAGGCGGCAGGUAACGGCUGGCGUGCCGGACAUCCAGCAAACAAAGGAGAACAUGCAAGCUCUCAUCAGCAACUUCACUUGCAUCCUGACUAAGCUGGCUGUGGUUAACAGUAAUCUGGACCUCAAUCAUCAAGGCCUGACCAACAGCGUCGUCAAUCUGCCAGUUGCAUCUGAACUCAAGCAAGACCUCCUUGAAUCCAUUGAGUUCUGCAGAGACUUGACGAGGUGCAUGCCACUGGAGAAGCAGCAGCUGCCAGUGCCGCGAAAACUGCAGCGGAUCAUGGACUACGUCAAGUGUGAAAAAGAAAGGAGACUCGAGGCCUGCCACAAACACAGUCUGAGGCAAAAUCUUCAAAAUUUCAACUUAAACCAAUUGCCUCUUUCUGGUAGUCGCUCCAGACGUGUGGAGGAAGUAGUGAACAUCCUUUUUGAUGCUCAGUCAGCCCAUGAGCUGGAGCUGAUCUAGGCGGUGAGCUUCAUCUUCUGACGGGACAACAUUCAAUGCUUCAAGCUGAUCUCAGAUGGCAAGCGGAGUGACUCCCUCACUAGAGGCUGACCUGGUGUGGUGACUGCUGACUUGGGCUAGUCUGUCUCACUGUGCAAUACAGAGGGACAAAUUGAGAUACAAAAAGGGAAUGGCCGCAUGAAUACAUGGUAAAACUUGUGUCCCUGUUCUCCCAUGGUAUAGUAACUUGACAGGGCAUGUAUCUUCAACUAAGUGAUUAAUAAAGAGAGAAUUGAAUUCUACUUACUACCAGAA
Molecule: messenger RNA, 1394 nt
Organism: Eriocheir sinensis (Chinese mitten crab)
Lineage: Eukaryota; Metazoa; Arthropoda; Malacostraca; Decapoda; Varunidae
Exons: 7
Coding region: 27-1100 (357 amino acids)
Source: RefSeq, a predicted model, not a curated record